Lathyrus sativus (Indian pea) is the source of this 1146-nucleotide messenger RNA. Lineage: Eukaryota; Viridiplantae; Streptophyta; Magnoliopsida; Fabales; Fabaceae. The record is from the annotation of a GenBank genome assembly.
AUGGCGGCUACUGUAUCUGCUUGGUCCAAACCUGGUGCAUGGGCACUCGAUUCUGAGGAACACGAAGCCGAACUCCUUCAAAGCCACAACAACGUUGAAACCAAACCGCUCGCUGAAUUUCCUUCUCUCGCUGUUGCUGCCGCAACCAAGCCCAAAAAGAAGAAAGCCCAAACCCUAAGUUUGGCUGAGUUUACCGCCAAACCGGUUUCUUCUUUUACGCAUCAAGAUCCUGUGGUUCUUCCUACCGGUCCUCGUCAAAGGACCGCCGAGGAGAUUGAAAGUGAUAGGACUCGUCUCGGAGGAGGGUUUAGAUCUUAUGGGGACCGUCCCAAUCGGGGUUCUGGUGGAGAUGAGAGUUCUGUUUCGAGAUGGGGUUCGUCUAGGGUUUCUAGUGAAUUGAGGCGGAAUGAUUCGUUUGGUUCUAGGGAUUCCAGUCGGGAGACGGCACCGUCUAGAGCGGAUGAGAUUGAUAAUUGGGCGGCUGCGAAGAAGCCGGCGGUUGGGAAUGGGUUUGAGAGAAGGGAUAGGGAAAGAGGGGAGAGAGGUGGGUUUUUUGAUUCGCAGUCGCGUGCUGAUGAAUCUGAUAGUUGGGUUUCAAGUAAGAGUUUUACUCCGUCGUCGGAGGGGAGGAGAUUUGGCGGUGGUGGUGUUGGUGGAGGAUUUGAUAGGGAGAGGAAGGUAGGGUUUGGUACUAGCGGUGGUGCAGAUUCGGAUAAUUGGAAUAGGAAGAAAGGUGAAUUUAGUGUUGGAAGUGAAAGAACCGAGACGGUUGCUGUUGGAAGGCCAAGGCUUGUUUUGCAACCGCGUUCGCCGUCUGCGAGUAAUGAAAACCAGGAUGUUCCCGCUGCUGGUGCUGUUUCUGGGAUUGUGGCUAAGCCUAAGGGUGCAAAUCCAUUUGGUGAAGCUAGGCCAAGGGAGCAGGUUUUGGCAGAGAAAGGCCAGGAUUGGAAGAAGAUAGAUGAACAACUUGAGAGCAUGAAGAUUAAGGAGACAGCAGUGGAAGGGUUUGGAAAGAGGGGUUUUGGUUCUGGCAAUGGACGUGCGGAAGAUCGAUCUGAGAGGAGUUGGAGAAAAUCCUCACCAUCUGAUGAUGGUCGUUCAGAAAGUGCCGAGAAAGUGGAGGAAGAACACGUUGAAGAAAACUAA